GAGCCUGUUGUUUUCUCUCUAACAAUCUAGAAAUCAAAAUAAAAACGAUCUAAAUUUCCGUUUAUAGUCUCUUUCUUCCAACAAUGGGGAAAUCAAGCAAGAAAUCAACCCCCAAAGUUGAAGUAGCACCUGCCGUAGCUGCUCCUAAUUCGGAGAAGAAAGGCAAGAGAGAAGCUAAAGGAACUCUUGAAAAACAAGUGGUUGUGAAAAAGCAGAAGAAGAACGAUGGCGUCGAACAAUCUGUUGUAAAGAAGAAAGUUGAAGCAAAGACCCAAAGGAAGGAGAAAGACGAAACUAGUAGUUCUUCCGAUGACACUUCAGAUACUGAAGAUGAACCUGUGCCUCCGAAAAAGCAGCCAGCUAUUGCCAAGAACGGCUCUGUACCUGCAAAGAAAGUGAAAAAAGCUACCAGUUCUGGUUCUUCUGAGUCUAGUAGCGAGGAAGAUUCAUCCUCUGAUGAAGAAGCUCCAGCUCAGAAUAAAAAAGCUGUAGUUGCUAAAAAUUCUGCUAAGACAGUGAAAGCUGAUAGCGGUUCCGAGUCUAGUAGUGAGGAAGAUUCAUCCUCCGAUGAAGAAGCUCCUGCUCAAAAUAAAAAAGCCGCAGUUGCUAAAAAUGCCUCUGUUCUUGCUCCUAAGACUGUUAAACCUGAUAAAAGUUCCGAGUCUAGUAGUGAGGAAGAUUCAUCCUCCGACGAAGAACCUACUGCCCAGAAUAAAAACCCUUUAGUUGCAAAAAGUGUCUCUGUUCCAGCUGCUAAGACAGUGAAAGCUGAUAGCAGUUCUGAUUCUAGUAGUGAAGAUGAUUCAUCCUCCGACGAAGAAGCUCCUGCUCAGAAUAAAAAACCAGUAGUUGCCAAAAAUGACUCUACUUUAGCUGCUAAGAAAGUGAAAGCUGAUGAUGAUUCUGAGUCUAGUAGUGAGGAAGGGUCAUCCUCGGAAGAAGAAGCCCCUGCUCAGAAUAAAAAACCUGUAGCUAAACAUAGCUCUGUUCCAGCUACUAAGCCGGUAAAAGCUGAAAGCAGUUCAGACUCUUCUGAUGAUGAUUCCAGUGAGGAUGAUGGACCUGCUGCAAAAACAAAGAUAGCGACAGCUGUUAAAAAUGACUCUGCAUCUGUUAAGAAAGGCAAGCCCUCCAGCAGUUCGGAUUCUUCAGAUGAAAAUGAAGACAAAACAAAACCUACCUCUAAGAAAGGACCUGCUAUUGUUGCAAAAAAUGUGCCAAGUGAAAGUUCAGAAAGUGAUAGCUCGUCAGAGGAGGAGGAUGAACCUCCUUGCAAAGCUACUAUACCAGCUUCUUCUGCGAAGAAUGUACCUUCACUGAUUGCAAAGGAUAAAACUGCAUCCAGUGAUAGCAGCUCUGAGGAGGAUUCUGAUGAAGAGGAUGCAAAGAAAGCAAUUUCUGUGAAGAAAACUUCUGCUCCCACCCUUAAGAAAAUUGAGGAUUCCAGUAAUAGCUCCUCUGAUGAUAGUGAUUCUGAGGAAGUAGUGCAGAAAGUUGAGGAAAAGGAUAGUAAGAAACCUGAUACUGUGAAAACUUCAAAGAAAGAAGAUUCAUCUGAAAGCUCUGAAGAUACCGAUUCCUCCGAGGAAGAGGCUCCUACAAACAAAGCUUCUGUUGCUGCAAAAAGGCCACUCCCCACAGAUGGGACAAAAAAAUCAAAAGAGGAAAGCAAUGAUAGCGAAAAUGAUAGCUCUGACGAAAGUGAGGAUGAAGCACCUCCAGCUAAAAAGUCUAAGGUUUCUUCAGAUGGUGGUAAGGUUGCCAAGGUUGUUAAAAAAGUAAGCAGUAGUGAAGACGAGGAAUCUGAAGAAUCAUCCGAUGAUGAGGAAAGUGAUGAAGAAGAAACUCCAAAGAAAAAGGACACAGAUGUAGAAAUGGUGGAUGCUGCAACACCACAGAAAAUUACCAAGCAGCAGGAUUUAAAGUCUGGAAAGAAAGCUCUCCAAGCCCCCACAACUCCUCAAGUUCAAUCCACAGGUUCAAAGACACUGUUUGUUGGAAACUUACCUUUUCAAGUAGAACAAGAUGAUGUAAGGAAUUUUUUUAAAGAUGCUGGUGAGGUUGUGGAUGUACGUUUAUCUACUGAUUUUGAAGGGAAUUUUAAGGGGUAUGGACAUGUUGAAUUCGCUACCGCAGAGGGUGCACAGAAAGCUCUAGAAUUGAACGGUGAAUAUUUAAUGAAUCGUUCUCUUAGACUUGAUUUGGCCCGUGAAAGGGGUGCAUUUACAGCACAUAGCAGCAAUCGGAACAACUCGUUCCAUAAAGGGGGAAGAGGUCAGGCUCAGACAGUAUUUGUUAGAGGAUUUGAUCAAUCUCUUGGCCAGGAUGAGGCUAAGAAAUCCUUGGAGGAGCACUUUGGUUCCUGUGGAGAGAUUUCUAGGGUGGCAAUACCUGUGGAUUGGGAAUCUGGUGCCGUGAGAGGUUAUGCUUAUUUGGAUUUCACCGAUGGUGAUAGUUUCAACAAAGCCCUAGAACUUGAUGGAUCUGUACUUAAAAAGCAUUCCUUGUCUGUGGAAGAGGCAAAGCCAAGAGGUGAAUUCCGUGAUGGUCCUGGCAGCGGAAGAGGUGGCAGAGGUGGUGAUAGGAGUGGAGGAAGGGACGGUGGCGGUGGCCGUGGUGGAUGGAGUGGGGGAAGGGACGGUGGUGGCAUGAGUGGUGGAAGAGAUGGAGGUGGGCGUGGUGGAAGACGUGGGGGUGGUCAAUUUGGUGGUGGUGGCGGCGGCGGCAGAGGACGUGGAACACCUAAUAAACCAAACCUUGCUGCUGCUGGCACAGGGAAGAAGACUACUUUCACAGAUGACGAUUAAUGAAUAGAGCACACCCCCAUUUUUCCCUUGGUUGCUUAUGUUGUAGUAAUUGCUUUUGUGAUAGAUUAUUAUUAUUAU
Molecule: messenger RNA, 2885 nt
Organism: Hibiscus syriacus
Lineage: Eukaryota; Viridiplantae; Streptophyta; Magnoliopsida; Malvales; Malvaceae
Product: nucleolin 1-like
Exons: 25
Coding region: 84-2807 (907 amino acids)
Molecular function (GO): RNA binding
Source: RefSeq, a predicted model, not a curated record